GGUCAUUUUAGCCCUUUCAAAUCAAGGCGAGGGUUGCCAGCGAGAAACAAAAUCAACGCGAGGUUUUGAGUUUCUCCCAAACACUCGGCUUCUACUUCAUCUUCUUUGCGUAGUCUGCAACACAGCAGCAGGCAUCUUCAGAGGCCUGGUCGCCACCCCCAAUGGCGUUGCUUCAGCAUGUGUGCUCCGUUCCUCUCACUCGUGCGGUGCGGUCACGUUCCCUCACGGUAUCGGCUCGUGCUGCCACUGUCAGCAUCCCUUCUUCUGUCAAGAAACUCCCGCACGCCGACUCUCACGCCCUCCUCGGCAUGUCCGAGCAAGAGCUUCAGCAACUAGCCCUCGAAUUAGGCCAGGAAAAAUAUAGAGGGAAGCAACUUCAUCAUCUUCUUUACAAGAGAAAGGCCAAAGACAUUCAGGAUUUCUCUAAUUUGCCUCUGGCAUUUAGGAAUGACCUUCAGGAUGCUGGAUGGAGGGUUGGGCGUUCACCAGUUCAUCACACGGUCACUGCAGUUGAUGGCACCACAAAGCUACUAAUAAAACUAGCUGACAACAGACUGGUUGAAACUGUUGGUAUACCAGUAGAAGAUGAUAAAGGUUCUGUUCGCCUUACUGCAUGUGUUUCAUCACAGGUAGGCUGUCCAUUGCGCUGCUCAUUUUGUGCUACUGGCAAGGGAGGAUUCUCACGGAACCUUCAGAGGCAUGAAAUUGUCGAGCAGGUUUUGGCAUUAGAGGAGAUUUUCAAACAUAGGGUUACAAAUGUCGUGUUUAUGGGAAUGGGUGAGCCAAUGUUAAACUUGAAAGCAGUUAUUGAAGCACAUCGGUGCCUGAACAAGGACGUGCAAAUUGGACAAAGAAUGAUAACAAUUUCAACUGUUGGCGUUCCAAACACCAUCAAAAAGCUGGCUUCUCAUAAACUUCAGUCCACGUUGGCUGUCAGCCUUCAUGCUCCAAACCAGAAACUUAGGGAAAGGAUUGUGCCUAGUGCGAAGUCCUACCCUCUGGAUGCGGUCAUGAAGGAUUGCAGAGAUUACUUCCUUCAGACCAGUAGGCGGGUAUCAUUUGAAUACACACUGCUAGCUGGAGUCAACGAUACGGUAGAGCAUGCAAUAGAACUUUCAGAACUUUUACACAAGUGGGGACGUGGUUAUCAUGUGAACCUGAUACCUUUCAAUCCAAUUGAAGACUCUGAAUACAGGCGUCCAUACAAAAAAAGGGUAAGGGCGUUCGCAGAUGCUCUAGAAUCCCGUAGUGUAACUGUCAGCGUUCGCCAGACGCGUGGCCUAGAUGCAAGCGCUGCUUGUGGACAGCUAAGAAAUGAAUUCCAGAAGAGGCCCUUUGCUUCCACUAACAACCAGCCAUCUGAAUCUAAAUUAGGCAUCUCGGUUGCAUCCUGAUGUCUCAAAGCCCCCGACGACUCAAAUUUGUCUCAGCUUUCUCUUCUUACUGUCAAAUCUUCGAGCUCUAACCAUUCUGAAAAGCUCCAUGCUUUGGUAAACUUAUAAAUGGUGCAGUUGAAAGAUGCAGCAAAGAGAUGUAGGGGGAGAAGACAAGACACAGGACCAGGAUGUAUUUUCUGCAGUGCUGAAGGGAAGGUAAUGCACUUUCUAGUACAAAUGAGGGAUGAUAACAACAAGGGCAACAUUGGAGAAUGUUAGUUAUGAGCAAAUUUUUAAUCCUUAAAAGAGUCGUAUGUUUUCAUCUCUUGUUAUUGUCUCCUUGUGAAAAAGUUUUGACAGUAUGAGAUAGAAAUUUGUUCUACAACUAGUGAAAGAAAUUACUUGGCAACCAAAAAAAAAAGGAAAUUGUGGAUGUAUGAGGAGUUAAUGCUAUGUUUAGCAAAUAUAAUUGGGUUUUUUUGGCUUGUGCCUAAA
Messenger RNA from Diospyros lotus (date-plum), 1871 nucleotides. RefSeq lists its product as uncharacterized. NCBI's taxonomy places the organism in Eukaryota, Viridiplantae, Streptophyta, Magnoliopsida, Ericales, Ebenaceae. The record is from RefSeq and is a predicted model, not a curated record. Bases 162 to 1394 code for a protein of 410 amino acids. Gene Ontology annotation, molecular function: iron-sulfur cluster binding; RNA methyltransferase activity. Gene Ontology annotation, biological process: tRNA methylation; rRNA base methylation. The transcript has 10 exons.